GUCACGCACACACAUCAGACACGCUUUGGGCGAUCUUUGUUCCUUUCACCCUUUUAACUCGCUUAAUAAUUUAAUGCCCGCGAAGCGCAUCGCCCUCAAGCGGGCAGCAGAGCCGAUUCAACCCGAGAAGGAAUCCGCUGCGCCGUCUGCCGCACUCAUUCCAUCGACAUCCGCCCCUGAACCGGAGACGCCGCCAAAGGUGAUCAUGUCGAAAGCCCAGCGCCGCAAACUGAAGAAGCCCCCGGUUGUAGUGACGACGGAGAUGAAGGAGAAGGCUCGUGAGGAGAAGCGUGAGCAGCGCAAGUACCUCCGUAUGAUCAAGUCCAACGGUGCGCGGCGGAAAGUGGCAAUAUUUAACGCGAAGAGAGCGCGCGAAACGAAUGCGAACGAGGAGGCGGUCAGCGCCUUUGAUUCGGACUACCGCCCGCUGAAGAAGGGACGGCGCAUGGAGUAA
Messenger RNA from Leptomonas pyrrhocoris, 454 nucleotides. RefSeq lists its product as hypothetical. Lineage: Eukaryota; Euglenozoa; Kinetoplastea; Trypanosomatida; Trypanosomatidae. The transcript has a single exon. Bases 74 to 454 code for a protein of 126 amino acids. The record is from RefSeq and is a predicted model, not a curated record.